This is a messenger RNA of Trichoderma asperellum CBS 433.97, 1616 nucleotides long. RefSeq lists its product as uncharacterized. Lineage: Eukaryota; Fungi; Ascomycota; Sordariomycetes; Hypocreales; Hypocreaceae. The record is from RefSeq and is a predicted model, not a curated record. Gene Ontology annotation, molecular function: flavin adenine dinucleotide binding; acyl-CoA dehydrogenase activity.
GCGAUACAUGUUUAUGUUAUAAUUCCAUCUAUAAGAUGAGCCAAGACGUUUGCAGAGACCUGCGUGGUAUUUAAAGAUGCCAAUCGAGUUAAUGCUGGCGUUAACUUGACUGGCUCAAACUCAUCAUGGCCUGUUCUGUAAACGCACGAUAUUGGCCGCUAAGACGCUGGUUAACCAGCUCUUAUAAAGCUACUACGUGUCGUGCCAUCGCUGCCGAUAAUACCAGAGCCAGUCACAGAUCCUUCUCAUCGACAUGCCAUUAUCGUCUCAUGGAAACAGCGGGCUUCACCGAGACUCAGCUUACCGUCCGCCACGCAGUCAGUGAAGUCUGCUCCAACUUCCCCAAUACAUACUGGCGCGAGCACGAUCAAAAUGAGCAAGAUCCCAAGGAAUUCCAUGCGGCUCUUGCACGCGGGGGAUGGCUAGGCAUUGCGCUCCCAGAAAAUCUCGGAGGUUCUGGCCUGGGCAUCUCUGAAGCCACAAUGAUGAUGCAGACAGUUGCCGAGUCUGGUGCUGGAAUGGCUGGUGCGCAGGCUGUCCACGCCAACGUCUAUGCAACGCAGCCUCUGGCCAAAUUUGGCACGGACGAGCAGCUACGAGAGACAAUUCCGGGAAUCAUUUCGGGGAAAUGGCGGACGUGCUUUGGCGUAACGGAGCCGAAUGCCGGACUGGAUACGCUGCGGUUGUCCACCACGGCGAAGCGAGAGGGCGACGAGUAUGUGGUUUCGGGGCAAAAGAUAUGGACAACGUGCGGACAAGUGGCAUCCAAGAUGAUACUCUUGGCCCGGACUACUCCGUAUGAAGAGGCGCAGAAACCCAGUGAGGGCCUUUCACUCUUCUGCAUCGACUUGGAUCGUACACAGCCAAGCUUAUCAAUGCGGAAGAUCAAGAAGAUGGGCGGCAGGGCUGUCGAUGCCAACGAAGUCUUCUUCGACAGCUACCGUAUCCCCGCCAAUACCCUCAUUGGAAAAGAAGGCCACGGCUUCAAGAUUGUUCUUCACGGCAUGAAUGCUGAGCGGUGUCUCCUUGCUGGAGAGGCCCUCGGCCUAGGAUACGCUGCAUUAACUCGAGCCGCGUCGUAUGCCCGCGAAAGGAUCGUCUUUCAGCGCCCUAUCGGCAUGAAUCAAGGUGUUGCGCACCCCUUGGCAGAUGCGUAUAUGCACCUCGAGGCAGCGAAACUGGCGACGUACCAUGCAGCGAGGUUGUAUGACGCGAGCAAAACAGACUUGUCCAUCACACAGAAGGCCAUCGGCGUAGCAGCCAAUAGUGCCAAAUAUCUGGCCGCAGAGGCUGCCUUUUUGGCGUGCGAGAGAGCAGUGUUGGCCCAUGGGGGCAUGGGAUAUGCUGCUGAGUACGAUGUAGAGCGGUGGUUUAGAGAGUGUCUGGUGCCGCGACUUGCGCCGGUGAGUAGAGAGAUGAUUUUGAAUUAUGUUGGAGAGAAGGCUCUUGGGCUACCAAAGAGCUAUUAGAUGUGAAAUUUAACGUAUUAGUAAAGGCAAAAUAUGUACUCUAAAGUCUAUAUAAACAAAUCUGCGGAUUUCCGCGUAUGUAGAGUUGUAUUAGAGGGAAGACGCACGAGAGUGCCAUUCUCCGAGUUCAACUGCUGCUUUUUAGCC